AUGGAUGAAGAGGAAGCGGCCGAGGACGCGGCAAUGGCGGAUGCCGCAGAGGCCGCCGCGGACGAGGACGAGGGACCGGCGAGUGAUGGUGAAGAAGAAAGAAUGGAAGUGCGCGAACUUCAACUUUCCGCCGGGCACAACGACGGAACAGAUGCGAGCGGCCCUGCGCCGACACAAACAGGACUGGUGCCCAAUGGCACCAAAGGCGGCAAUGAAACAGCGCAGGGCCAGGAAGAUCGAACUCGCGCUCCUGGGAAGAAGAGAGGAACUGGAAACGAUAUACGUACCAGGUUAGACUCUGCUCUUUGAGAACCGGAAGCGGCCGUCCCUGAAGUCACUCCCCCGGUGCCGAGGCGCAGGAGGCACGCGGAAGAAGACCCGCGGGAGUGCGCCGUCAACCUGAAGCGCCUUAAGACCGAAGAUCCAGGCAGGUUCGCACGGCUCAGGGACGAAUACGAACUGUAA
Messenger RNA from Gongylonema pulchrum, 465 nucleotides. NCBI's taxonomy places the organism in Eukaryota, Metazoa, Nematoda, Chromadorea, Rhabditida, Gongylonematidae. The record is from the annotation of a GenBank genome assembly.